UACUUUCAGUUUGCUAUCGUUGGGUCUUCUUGGAAAUGACGUCUAUUUUCUAGUAAAAAUUAAAAAGAAAGUAAUGAUUGUGGUGGUUUCUUGGGUUUAACAGGAACAAUGGUUCAAUGCUGUUGAAUAAAACUGAUUGCAGGGAGACGUAUCUUUUAAACAAGUGAUAUAUUGUGAAUCUUGCAUCGUUUCCUUCCGUUCACGGGGUACAUGACAUUUUCAGUGAUGAAAGAUUGCAAUCCUUUACUGUGCAAAUGAAAGUGAUCCGAAAUAUUACAGUUUAAAACAGAGUGCAACUAUGUCAAAUAUGUCAAAAACUCAGUUGAUCAACAGCGAUGCCAGUGCAAAUACGAACUCUGCAAACUCCCACAUUGAACUUGUUCCAGGAGGUUCGGCCGAGACCGGCCCGGAUUCUGUGUCCUCCACCCACACACAGGUAACCAACUUGACCUCCACUACAGUCAAUGGCCCCUCAACCUCCUCCUCCUCUUCCUCCCCAAGAGAGGAGAGACUAGCCCCUCCCAUAACUAGUGCAGAUCUUGACAGUCAGCCAGUCCAGAAUAUUUUGUCAUCGGUGUCUGUCCAAUCCACUUCUGGGGUAUGCCUGCAGGUAGAGCUGCAUGAUGGCACAGUGUAUAAUGUGGACUCGAGAGACAACCCGACAGUUGUAGAGGACUUGUGUAUUCAGCUGUUAAAACGCUAUUUCCCAAAGAUGGGACCUGCAGCUGUUCAGCUUUUUGGAUUGGCUUCCAUUGACAAGAAACAGAUACCCAAAAUGUUGUGGGUGAACCCUUGUAUCACCAUUGAGGAGUUGAAAAGGCACAUUUUGAACUCGCCAACAGCUGGUGGGAAAAACACUUUCUUUCUGAGAAUUCGUUAUGUUCCUGGGAGAAAGUUCCUACACAACUUGCCUGCCCUUGGGCCCGAAAUCUUGAAAUAUCUCUACCUUCAGUGUAAAGAUGAUUUUGUGAAAAGCCGACUGAGUGAUAUCUAUGAACAGGACAUAAAGAAUGAGGCUAAAGCCAGAGGUUAUGCUGUUCUCAGCAUUGUCAUUGCAAGUAAAAUGGAGGAAAAAGACUGUCAGGAUAUCCUUAACAAACAGAAACUAGAAGCUUUCCUGCCAUCCCAUCUUGUUGUGAGGCUCUGGAGAGGCUACCAAUUGAGAAAAAAUAUGAAAACGAAAACGGAAGAAUUCUUGGCUCAGCACAGCAAUACUAAAGUGGAGGAACUAUUGAUGGGAUAUAUCAAGGAUGUUCUGAAUGAGGUGCAGAAUUAUGGAAGAGAGCGGUACGAGGCUAAGAAGGUAUCAGGAAGUCUACGACCGGUUCACAUCACCCUGGACAUACAGCAGCACGAGGAAAAUGUCAACACCCAGUACAAAGGCCUGUUUAUUGACAAUGAGUUCUUUUCUUCAAUUGUUGAUUUCCGCUCUAUACAUAUAACACCUAAUCAUGCAGAUCAGAAGAAAUUGUCAUGGAAUGUUCAUUUGGACAGAUCCAAUGGUUGCCCAGAGGUGUUGAGGUUUGACAGUAAGACAGUUGCAGAGUCAUUUGUCUCUGGUGUCAAUGGGUAUUAUCGCCUCAUUACUGACUAUUAUAUGAACCUCUCCCAGCAGAUGGAGCUGCCAUCACUACAGGAAAUCAACCGACUUAAAUGCCAUGGACCAAUCGAUACCAGCACAGCUGUACGAAAGUUAAAGACCAAAGAUCUGUCGGAUGAGUAUUAUAUACUGAAGCAGAGCAUGCAAGUCUUUGAUCAGCUGGCCAUCUUGUUUUGUUAUGGCGGACAAACCAGAAAGAGGUUGAUUGAUAAAAAAGAAAACAUGUACUGUCUGGAAGGAGAGAAUGAAGAAGAAUUUAAAGACAUCAACUGCCUCAUAAAAUACAUGGCUGAAACCAGAAACCUGCUUCCAAAACGUCCUAUCAAGGUCAAACCACAGCAAGAGCCUGUGGAUGUAUUGAGAAAACUUUUUGUGGAAGAGAUCAUCCCUGAUGAUGAUGAGGAGGCAGCCAUGAACAAUCAAAGAAGGAAACCCUAUAUUAUCCUUCCUGAAGAGAUCAAGAUCAAGGAACUUAUAGAGCGUGGAACCUUCACUGAAGUUUUUGUAUGUGACCUAGAGAGUGGAACUCUCCAUGCCGCCAAGCGUUUACGUCAAACAUCAAAUGAUCAAAUGUUUCGCUGUUAUGAGCAUUUUCAGCAUGCUGUUCAGCAGUUGAUUCGAAUGGAGGACCCUAAGUUCUUUGUGCGCGUCCAUGGACUGGUUCUCUCCACUCCUCCUAUGCUGGUGAUGGAGAAGGCCCAGUAUGGCUCAUUGGCUUCAUUCUUCAGGAGAAGACAGACCAGCCAACCAAUCAAACCGUUCCAUCUUCUUAACGCAGCCAGUCAGGUUGCUCAAGGAAUGUUAUUUUUGAAUGAGCAUCAGUUGGUACACGGAAACCUCUGCUGUCGGAACUUGCUUGUCUUUCGAUACGAGAUUGAUGACAUCCUAGUUAAGAUCGGGGACCCGGGUAUGGUCAGCCUUAUGAACAGUUUGGACCUCAGUCUGCCCCAAAACAGAUCCAGGUUGCUAUUUUUAGCACCGGAAUUGUACCCAGAUUACCGGAAAUGUGAUUCCAAGAUGACCCCACAGUCUGAUGUGUUUGCCUUUGGGACAACUCUCUGGGAAAUGUUUGCCCAUGGACAGAAUCCUGUGGAAACAAGAAAGUUAAAAAAUUUAUCAAACCUUGAGAUCCUCCAGACUCCAGCCCACACAAGGCUUGAUCCUCCCCGAUCAUUGGAUGAGGCAACGGAAUGGAAGAGAAAGGUCUUGGACUUCAUGUCCCUCUGUUGGAAGCCGGUGGAGGACCGCCCCGCCCCUAACCUGCUGCUUAGAGACCUGAGGGCCCAGGUCGCAGACUAUGACUCAUCCCAGAGAGGCCAUGGCUACUCGUCCAUCAGGAGAGAGUUUGAGGACGACAUCCAGGACCAGGGCAGGGACGGUAAUGCUGUGCCUGACCUCAUCAGCAGCACCCAGGAAUCUCAGCCCCUAAGGCCAAUGCUGUCCCCUACAUUACCACCAGUGAAUGCUGCUUUCAUACCUCCUGCGCCUUUCAUGUCAACUCCAAGUCGUGCCUCACUGAAUACGAAAAGCCUGAGUAACAAAGCUGGAGGGGUCUAUAACCGGUCCCUGCCGGAACUCCCGUUAGAUUUCAAAUACAUCAUCAGCUCCCGCAGACUGCAAAUUCAGGAGAAGCAACUAGGAUCUGGGCACUAUGGUGUUGUAAAAGAGGGUAUGCUUUUUGCCAGCCAAGAUGACCGAUCAAAUCCACAGAAGAUAGCAGCAAAAGAGUUGAAGGGGGAUUUCCAGAAUGUUAUUGACAGCGAAGAAUUCAAAGAAGAGGCUGUGCUGAUGUCUAAACUGGAGCACGAUAACGUGGUCAAGUUCUUGGGAAUCAGCGACAACAUGUUGAUCCUAGAGUAUGUUGAAAAAGGAGCCCUGAACAUGUACCUUAGAAAAUUUAGGAAACAGAACACCUACCUUCCUGUGUGGAGAUUGAUGAAGAUGAUAAGUGACGUGGCUCAGGGAAUGGCCUACCUAGCCAGUAUGAGAGUCAUCCAUUGUGAUUUGGCCGGAAGAAACGUUCUGUUGACUGAUAAACUGGUGGCCAAGAUUACAGACUUUGGGUUGGCAAAGAUUUUGCAAAAUGAUAAGGACUAUUACACGAGAUCCACUGGCAAAGAACUCCCUUUGAUGUGGUGUUCUCCGGAGAGUAUUGCCAACCGAAAAUUCACAACCAAGGGGGACAUAUGGAGCUAUGGUAUUCUGAUGUGGGAGGUCUUUACUCACGCCAAGCCACCGGUUCUGUGCAGCAAUUUCUCCAAGGAGGGAUUCAAAAAAUUGGAGGAGGGAAAACGCCUCAAGAGACCAACCCACUGUCCAGAAUUGGUUUAUCAAUUCAUGGAGAAGUGCUGGAAAUUCAAGCCAGAAGAAAGGCCAGAUUUCAAUGAGGCUUGUCAGAGUUGCAGGGAGUUUGCAAAAAUUUACCCGGAACCAGAACAAAGGGUGCCAGACCCACCCCCUGAUGUACCCCCUGAAGUAUCUGAACCCAAAAAAGAGAAAUUAACAGUCCCACCAGAUGAUCAGAAGUUACCCGCUUCUGAUAAUCUGAAGUACAUGAUCAACACAAAUCUCAUCAGACUGGAAGAAAAGAUCAUUGGAAAGGGACAUUUUGGAUCUGUAAAACGGGGCACUUACACUCUCAAAGGAAAAGACAUUUCCAUUGCAGUUAAAGUCUUUCAAGCCAUGCAGAGAGAUAUGAUCGAGAAGGAGAUGUUCAAAGAAGUGGAUGUUCUAGGAGCUCUAGAUAACCCCCAUAUUGUCAAGUUACAUGGAUUUACCAAAAAACCUGAUAUAAUGAUGAUUAUGGAGUAUGUUGAAAAUGGAUCACUGAAGAACUACCUAGACCAGACAAGGACCAGUGGUGGCCGGGUACCAGAAUCUAGACUGAUUGCCAUAGUGAUAGAUGUUGUCAAGGGCAUGGAGUACCUGUCAGAAGUCAAGGUCCUUCACUGUGACCUUGCAGCCAGAAACAUUCUGCUGACCAAGGAUUACAUGGCAAAGAUUGCUGAUUUCGGUCUCUCCAAACUGAUGACAGGAGACAAAGACUACUACACAAGGAAGGGUCAGGACUUCAUACCGCUGAUGUGGUGUGCUCCAGAGGUCAUUGAUAAAACAAAGUAUUCAUCUAAGACGGAUGUGUGGAGCUUCGGUGUUGUAUUGUGGGAGUGUUUCAGUCAGGGCCAAACACCAAAGAUCUUUGAUGUGGGAGACAAGGAACUUCGGAAAGUGACCUACUAUUACUUGGAGAAAGGGGGACGCCUUACAAAACCCAGUGGUUGUCAUGACGAGGUGUAUGACCUGAUGCAGAAGUGCUGGGAAUGGGAGGCAGAUAAACGACCCCCGUUCAAUCAAAUCUUUUUUAGGUGUCUACAAUUGCAAGAAAUGUUCGGCAAAGUGUGAACUGUGAAUUAAAAAGACAUCUGUUAUUAUAGCUGGAAUAGCUCUGAUAAUAAAAUCUCGAGUGUCAUACUCACAGUGUCUUGUAUGUGGGAGCUAUGAAAACCUUACAUUUCAAUUCAACUGGACAUGUACAUACAUGCACACCCUUGUUUGUUGUAUUGGUUUAACAUACAAGUAGGAUGCAGAUGUUGGAAUUUUAAAGCUUUGUGAUUACCAGGAUUCACAUAUAAUGGCAGACAGAUUAGUGGAUGUUUUAUAUGUUAUUGGGAGAAACCUAUGAGACACUGAGAUAUGCCACUGUGUAAAUGCAAGUACAUGCACAACAAAUUGUACAGGUAUACUAUCAUGUUGUAGUAAUAAAAGAUAUCAGGACACUUGGUUAUUUUAGUAUGAUCAUGCAAUUCCAUCGAAAAAAGUUAUACUGUCAUGUAUAAUAAAGAACUGAUAAGAUGGCAAGUACAGUGAUUUGGCAGGCUGUUGAAGUGAAUAUUUAUGUAAAUACAUUUUUCCUCCCUUAAUGUAAAUAUGCUUCAACAUGAAAACCUUUCCAUAUACAGUAUAUUGGGAUAAAACAGGUUUUAAAUGUUAAAACUGUAAGGAAAAUUGUAAUGCUACAGUAUCUUGUUAUUGUUGUAUCACUUCAGUUGAUAGGGUAGCAUGCAUGAUCUAACAUUUCUCAUUUUCUCAUAUCAAAAACUAUAAAUAUUCACAAACAUCUUGUAUAAACAGUAAAACAAGCUAGCCUUAUACGGAAGUGGCAGGGAUGGGCGAUUUUAUUUUAUUAUAUGUGUAAUUUUGUUAUAUACAUUAAGUUUACAACAUGUAACAUAGUCACGGGGAAUAAAAAUAACUUCGCUGUAAGCUUCAAUUCAUUAUAAGCGUGUUUGCUAUAACCGUGUUUUACUGUUCAUGAUUUUUUUAAAUUUUAUCUUUGUCUACAGUUGACAAUACUAGUCAGUAAUGGUGAUGAUUUUUUUAUGGUAUCAGUGCAUAUACUAAAAGGAGUUUUCUGCUUUUUAUGGAGAUUUUAUUUAAAAAUCAUUUAACAUCGCUAUAAGUAGACACAAUUUUCUUGUGAAAGGCUGCAGGAUUUAUGUAUGUAAGUUUGAAUUCUCUGUUACUAAAAAUUAUACAGAGAGUCAGUUUUAUUGGUAUGGUAAUUGUUGACACAACAAUGGGGGAUCUGCUAUAUAUGGUACAUGUUUAUAUUAUUGUGGGAUUUAUUUGUAUUUUCUAACAGCACUCUGUCAUUAAGAAGCUUAUAAGGAAGAGGAUGAUGUGGUGUCUAUUUACAGUGGGGCCUCAGAUAUCCGGAUGCCAGACAACCAGACGCUUCAGUUUACGGACGAUUUUAUUUGGGAACAUAUUUUUUUAUACUUAUUUUGUCUCAUUUAUCCGGAAUUCCGCAUUCCGGAUCUGGACGGUCUGUUUUUACUACUAAUCUUGCUUCAUUUAACCGGACGGUUAAAUUUAAUAAUACCCUACUCAGUACAAAAGAUUACCCCUGUCAAUUACAUUUUGUAAGUUUCACAUCUUUUUUACGUGCUAGACCCUCAUGAGUAGUUUGUAUAAACACACUGACUUCCCAAAUCACUUUCAAAAAUUGGAAAAUUGCGAACAACAGUGUAUCACACACAUAUCACACUUGGACACAAAGAAUUUAGUUAGAUUCGGUUAUCAUUAUUGUCCGGUUAAUAUUCAUGACAAAAUAAUAAAAUAAAGCAGAGUUCUUUAUUUCUAUAACAUUCAUAUCAACAGACAACUCUAGCAUGUGUUGCUAUAUGGUAUGAAAGGCAAAAGACCCAGUAUCAACACUGGGAACCAUUGUAUACAAAUACAUUAUCAUUCAUGACAACAAUAGACACAUUUCAGAUACCCGGACGUUUCACCUAUCCGGACGAUUUGACUUGGGAACGAAAGCGUCCGGAUAACUGAGGCUCCACUGUAUACACUCAUUAUAAAUAUCAUGUUGUAGCUAGCUACAAUUCAUGUUGUAGCUAACUACGAUUCAUGUUGUAGCUACAUGUAGCUACGAUUCAUGUUGUAGCUAGCUACGAUUCAUGUUGUGGUUGGCUUUAUUAUAUUAUGGUUAUUGUUAUGUUCAUGCAUUGCAUCUUAAAAAUAUUCUAUGCAUUAAUGAUUACAUUUUAAAUUUAUAAAUUGUUAUUGCCUCUCAAGUAAAAUGCAAAGCAACUUUUGGAAGCAUUUAUGCAUUAAUUAAAACUCUGUAUGUGUAACAGAAGGAUUUACAUGUAUAUAUUUUUAUGUUUUUUGUACAGGUGUUACAUUAAAAAUUUAAAAUCAAA
Molecule: messenger RNA, 7305 nt
Organism: Magallana angulata
Lineage: Eukaryota; Metazoa; Mollusca; Bivalvia; Ostreida; Ostreidae
Product: tyrosine-protein kinase JAK2-like
Exons: 25
Coding region: 299-4999 (1566 amino acids)
Biological process (GO): cell surface receptor signaling pathway via JAK-STAT; cell differentiation; peptidyl-tyrosine phosphorylation
Cellular component (GO): cytoskeleton; cytosol
Molecular function (GO): non-membrane spanning protein tyrosine kinase activity; ATP binding; cytokine receptor binding
Source: RefSeq, a predicted model, not a curated record